This is a messenger RNA of Chroicocephalus ridibundus (black-headed gull), 3013 nucleotides long. RefSeq names its product 3-hydroxy-3-methylglutaryl-CoA synthase 1 (gene HMGCS1). The record is from RefSeq and is a predicted model, not a curated record. Bases 164 to 1732 code for a protein of 522 amino acids. Lineage: Eukaryota; Metazoa; Chordata; Aves; Charadriiformes; Laridae. The transcript has 11 exons. Gene Ontology annotation, molecular function: hydroxymethylglutaryl-CoA synthase activity. Gene Ontology annotation, biological process: acetyl-CoA metabolic process.
GGCGGGAGCUGCCGCUCAGGGCGCGGGCCGGAGCCCCGGCGGCGGCGCUGUUUAAAGGCGCCGCACGCCGGCAUCCUGUGCUGUCCCCCCGUACGUGCCAGCGGGAGAGGGCGCGGAGCGGCGAGCGACACCAGGAGCCAUCUCCUCCGACAGAUCUGCCACGAUGCCUGGGUCUCUUCCAGUGAAUGCUGAAUCCUGUUGGCCCAAAGAUGUGGGAAUUGUUGCACUGGAAAUAUAUUUUCCCUCCCAGUAUGUUGACCAGACAGAGCUGGAGAAGUAUGAUGGUGUCGAUGCUGGGAAGUACACCAUUGGGCUAGGCCAGUCAAGGAUGGGGUUCUGCUCCGACCGGGAGGAUAUCAAUUCUCUCUGCCUGACUGUGGUUCAGAAGCUCAUGGAGAGGAAUGGCCUUUCCUAUGAUUGUAUCGGGAGAUUAGAAGUUGGAACGGAGACGAUAAUUGAUAAAUCAAAAUCUGUAAAGACUGUCCUGAUGCAGCUUUUUGAAGAAUCUGGUAAUACAGAUGUAGAAGGAAUCGACACCACCAAUGCAUGCUAUGGAGGCACCGCUGCUCUUUUUAAUGCUAUUAAUUGGAUCGAGUCCAGUUCUUGGGAUGGACGCUAUGCACUUGUUGUUGCUGGAGACAUAGCCGUGUAUGCCACUGGAAAUGCAAGACCAACAGGUGGAGCUGGUGCUGUUGCUAUGCUGGUUGGUCCAAAUGCUCCCUUAAUUUUUGAGAGAGGGUUGCGUGGAACCCACAUGCAGCAUGCGUAUGACUUUUAUAAACCAGAUAUGGUCUCCGAAUAUCCUGUAGUUGAUGGCAAACUAUCUAUACAGUGCUACCUCAGUGCAUUAGAUCGCUGCUAUACUGUCUAUCGCAACAAAAUCCACGCCCAGUGGCAAAAGGAGGGGACAGACAGACGUUUCACCUUGAAUGACUUUGGAUUCAUGAUCUUUCAUUCUCCGUACUGUAAACUGGUACAGAAGUCUGUGGCUAGACUCUUGCUGAAUGACUUUCUCAGUGACCAGAACCCAGAAACAGCAAACGGUGUUUUCAGUGGUCUGGAAGCUUUCAGGGAUGUAAAACUUGAAGAUACGUAUUUUGACAGAGAUGUGGAAAAAGCUUUUAUGAAAGCCAGUGCGGAGCUCUUCAAUCAGAAAACCAAAGCUUCUUUACUUGUAUCCAAUCAGAAUGGAAAUAUGUAUACCCCUUCAGUCUAUGGUUGCCUUGCCUCUCUUCUAGCCCAGUACUCCCCAGAGCAGCUCGCAGGACAAAGAAUCAGUGUGUUCUCAUAUGGCUCUGGUUUUGCUGCUACGCUAUAUUCCAUCAGAGUUACACAGGAUGCCACUCCUGGUUCUGCACUGGACAAAAUAACUGCCAGCCUUUCUGAUCUCAAAACAAGACUUGACUCAAGAAAAUGUAUUGCACCUGAUGUCUUUGCUGAAAACAUGAAGAUUAGACAGGAAACACAUCAUUUGGCCAACUAUAUUCCACAGUGUUCGGUAGAAGAUCUCUUCGAGGGAACAUGGUACCUUGUGCGUGUGGAUGAAAAACACAGGAGAACUUACGCACGGCGCCCACUCAUGGGUGAUGGACCUCUGGAGGCGGGAGUUGAAGUUGUCCACCCAGGCGUUGUUCAUGAGCACAUCCCAAGCCCUGCUAAGAAAGUGCCAAGAAUCCCUGCAACAACAGAAUCUGAAGGCGUUACUGUUGCCAUUUCCAAUGGGGAGCAUUAAGAUACCUCUGUGAGGAAAGAAAGAGGAAACUGGCCCUGUGAAAACGCGAAGUUGUGGGUUCACAAGCUGUGUGGACCUUCUGGAUCUUUCUUCCUAAUAUUCCGUUACAAAAGUGGCAGGAAAGGGUUGCUUAGGCUGGUGCAAAACCAUUAUUUCAGGGCUAUGUUUCAAGAUAACUUAAAUGCUUUCAUAGGGAAACUGUUUGUAGUGGAGGAAUUCAUUCCCAGCUUAUGAAACACAGUUCGUCUUUAUGACUGUCUUAUGAAAGAUGGUAUGUGUUGUCCCCCUCAGAAAAACUGGGAAGGAGGGCUGUUUCUUGCUUUGUCCUUACCUGAGCCUCACUGAGUCCAGUUUCCCAUAGGUGGCUUUUCAGAGUCAUUCUGUUGCUCAUUUACAUUAAUUACUGCUUUUAAAGUCAACUGAUGAUCUCAUCAGUCCCCAUAAUAGAUAACGCAUCCUGCCCUUACAUAUGAGAGCACCAGUUGUGCCCCUCUGAACUUCCUAUUAGUUUACUUGCCUUAACUAAAAAUCAUACAGGCUCAACUCUUAGCUCAGGCACCUCAGCAAUGGCUGUUCAGAGAAGGACAGCUACUGCACUUUUCCAUUUGCAUUGGAGCUGGUGGUGUUGAAGAUUAAAGUACAAAAUAAUUAAAGCUGAAAAUCGGAGUACCGACAUCUUGGUGAUGCUCAGAACAACUGGAGUUGUCAGACUAUCCAACCUAUUACUUGUAGUGGUCAAGAGUGUCAAAAUCAGCUUUGUGCCAGCCUUUUUUGAUUAAGUAGUAUGGCAGGAGUUAGUACAAGCCUGUAAUGCUCAAUAUAUAAGUGGAUUUUUUUAGUGGUUGCAUUCAGCUUAGUGACAGCUUGUGCUAAAGCAAGAAUUUAAAACUACAUGAGUUUUGGAGUACGCUUAAAUCUUUCCUUAUUGGAGUGCAUCUGGAGUUGAAGCAGUUGUAGGCUGUCAGAGUCACGCAAGCAACAGAAGGUGACAGAAGGCUAGUAGACAGUAGCCCAGCCAGCCACGCACUGGGAAUUGCCACUGCACAUGCAGAGUUAAAGCAGCAUCUCCUAAUUUGCCUUCCUGAGUUGUGACAAAUUAGGUCAACAACAGCAUUGCUGUUUCUUUAAGUACAAAGAUACACAUUUUAUCAUGUUUAAUUUGCUGAGGAAGUUUUAAAGAAGAAUUUGCAGUUGUUUAGAUUAUGGUCUGGUCUCUACUUAAAUUUAGUUCUCUGCGAAAACUGUCCUGGUUUGCAGUGCUAAAGUUGUGUCAAGCUGAGG